AUGAGGCCACUAGGUCUCUUACGCUCGUUUGUGAGUCUUGCGCUCUGCACGGCAACAUGGGCAAUGGAUCCAACAGAUACCAUUAUGGAUGCCGACUCGGCUGCUGUCGGUUAUCUCCCAAAUCACAACAUGGAUCCGGCAACUAUUGAAGGUGGUGCAUUUGGCCAGAUUUGGUCCUUCACAACGCCAAAGAACCCUCUCAACCAGGUUGAACAAUUCUACUCAAAACUCUUGGUAUAUACACCAAAGGCAACUGGCAAGCAAACCGUCAUUGCCUUUUCAGAACAAAAUCGCAUUUACGUUCUCGAUGCGGUGAACGGCACACUUUACAACAGCCGUGACCUGAGUGAGCAGGAUCCUGCGGAAGCCCCUUUCAUGGUCUCUGACUUGGGCAAUUGCAACGAUAUUAGCGGAACGAUCGGUAUCACUGGCACCCCCAUUAUUGACCCCAACACAGAGACGAUCUACUUCUGGGCCAAGGGCUACAGCGAUCCAACCACAAAGGGCUGGAAGAAUGGUGCCUACCGUUUCCAUGCCAUUGAUGCAUGGACCCUGCAGGAGAGGCCUGGCUUCCCAACGAGCAUUGAAGGCAAGUAUGCCGAUAACGACAAGACCCGCUACUUCACCGGUGGUGGUCUCCUUCAGCGCACAUCCCUGAACCUCAUCAAUGGUGUGGUUUAUGCUGGUUUUGGUGGCCAUUGCGAUCUUUUCAACUACACCGGCUGGGUAGUUGGCAUGAGAGCCUCCAGUGGUGAAUUUGUCACCGGUUAUGCCACCGCUGGUGGAGACCGUGCCCCCAAGCAAGAUGGCACCUGGGAAGGAGGCGGUGGUGGCUGCGGUGUCUGGCAGAGUGGCGCCAUUCUGGCCUCAGAUAACCCGAGCCGUCUCUUCUUUGCUACUGGAAACGGCUACGGAGUCAUGGUGAACCAACAGUUGGCCGCCAGCGGCAGAAUUCACCUUGACACCCUCUCAGAAGCCAUUGUGAACAUGGCCAUCGAUUCAGCCACUGGAAAGGUGACACAACAAGACUACUUCGAACCAUACACUUACCAGGCAAUCGAUGCUGCUGAUCGUGACUUGGGCGGUGGUGGUGUUUCCAUCUUGCCAUUCGGAGGCGGUGGUGUCAAGCAGCUUGCGGUAACAGCAGGCAAGAACGGCCAAGCCUAUAUCUGCAAUGCCGACAACCUCGGAGGAUACAAGAUGGGUGCCGGUGGCGGCGAUGCCAUCAUCCAGACUAUCACUCCUCCGCAGGGCACAGCCAUGUUUGGAAAUGUUGGCGCGUAUCCUUUGGAAGGUGGUUACAUGUAUAUCACUCCCGUUGGUGCUCCAACUUACGCCUAUGCUCUUGGUUACGACUCAAGCGGAAAGCCGGCUUUCAGUGUGGCUGGUUCAACCCCUGACAAGUCCGCUGGCAGAGUCGGUACCGGCUCCGCAACCAUCACCACUCUCAACGGCCAACCAGGAACAGGCAUUCUCUGGAUGAGUGAUCCCGACAACGGCAUUCGCGCUUACCAUGCGGUGCCACGGAACGGGCAACUUGUCAAGAUUCCUCUUCCCGCUACUCCAGUCUUGUCCAAGUUCCAGCGCCCCGUUUUUGGCGAUGGCCGGUACUAUACCAGCACAUACACCGGACAGAUUUUGGCUUUCGGGUCCCCUGUCAAGUUGCCUUUUGACUGUGGUGGUCCCUUUAACUUUGGAGAGGUACCCAUCGGCACAUCAAAGACGAUCAACGUCACUUGUACUACCAAAAUCAAUGUCAACUCGAUCACCAACAUCACAACUGGCAAUCCCUUGUACAAGGUAUCCCUAGCUGACCUUCCUAAGACUGGAGUCACUGCUGGAAAGUCUUUUACCUUCCCCAUCAAAUUUGAUCUGAGCGGGUAUACGUUGGAUUCUGGCAGCACAAGCUCCCCAAGCAUGCAGCCUGGUGUGCAGUCCGGCUCCGUCACCCUCAACACAGUCAAUGCCGUUACAGGUUAUUCGACCCAACAGCCCCUUUCAGUGACAGGCAACACAGUGACAGAUGGACCGUUUGCGGCCAUCAACCCCAACGCGGUCGAUUUCCAGCCGCUUGUCAUUGGCUCUGCCGCUGCCGAAGGAGGAUCGCAAAACACCGUGGUCAUCCAGAACUUGGGCAAAGGACCUAUGAAAAUUCUGGGGUACGCUUUUACCUCCGAUGGUCCUAACUCGGCAACUGCAAAGUUCACCAACAUCACAAUCGAUGGGACUCACACUAAGCUUGAUGCCGACGGUUACUUCACUGCUGAGGACCUCCCUGCGCUCGGUUCUAGUGUCGCCGCUGGAUCAUCUGUGAUUAUUCACAUGACUUUCCUUGCUCCCAAGCUUGGUUCCUUCUCUACCACAUUCACGAUCUUCACUAAUGGUGGCAUGGCCUACUCUGUUUUGACCGGAUCUGCCAACUCGCAGCCCAUUGCUCUCCUUGAGCAUUCCACCAGCGAAGGCGGCUGGGUAACGAUCCCUUUCUGCAAUGAUCCUACCCAAACAUGCACCUUCAACAUCGACAUGGGCACAUCACCUGGCCUUACCACCAGAGAAGUGACCAUUCGGUUCACGAACAAGGGCGGUUCAGAUCUGAUGAUUGACAAGUCCAAGCCCCCUAUGGGCGCUGUUCUCGGUGCUCAAAACCCAAGCAGCGAUCUCUUCGAAGGCAUGGUUAUCAAGCCUGGAAAGUCCGAGAGUGCCACUAUCUUCUUCACCCCUGGCGCUGCCCCUCUCAACGCGGACCCCAUUGUUUACUCUGGUGCCUGGACACUCAACGUUAACGAUCUUGCUUUCGGCGUACAUGUCGUGAACUUCAUAGGUACCCUGCGCGCCACCAAAGUUGGGCCGACACUGCCAGAUGGAUCAGCCCGCUUCAAGUAUCUCGGCUGCUACAAGGACAGUAACGCCAACCGUCUGGAGACCACCCAGGCGCAGUUCCCUGCAGAUAACGACAAUGGAAAGUGCCAGCAGUACGCCAUCACUAACAAAGCUGCCUUUGCUGGCACUCAGUACACCUAUGAAUGCUGGGUCGGCCGGAGCAUUCCUCCUGCAAGCCUGAAGGUCGACGACUACCUAUGCAACACCUACGUUUGCCCAGGUGACAAGUCGCAGUUCUGCGGCGGUGUUGGCAGCUAUAUGAUGAUGUGGUAUGACACUACCGGCUACUUCCCCGAGAACGGCACCCUCGCUCCCGCUUUCAGGCCUCCCGCGAACAAGGAAGUUGUUGGUAACUGGGAGUAUGCUGGUUGCCGUACCGACAAUUCUGCUUCUCCUGCUACCCGAGCCCUGAAUGAUCGGAUUGUCGGACAGUCCAGCACCAACACGGUUGAGAGCUGCGCCGCAGCUUGUGCUGGCUUCUCCUUCUUCGGUGUUGAGUGGGGUGUUGAAUGCUAUUGCGGUAACAAGCUCAACACCGGUAGCACCGUUGCUGAUGAGAAAACCUGCAAUUACGUUUGCGGUGGCGAUCCUACUGAGCUAUGCGGUGGUUCAGGCCGCAUCUCGGUUUACAAGCAGAAGGGCACCGUCAUUGGCAACCCAUCAUCGGGUGUGACAACUUCAUCUGGGACAGCAUCCGGAACCACUUCCGCUACUGUUUCUGCCUCUUCCACAACCUCCUCUGCAGUCGCUUCCGGCACUCCUGGAAACCCACGGUCUAUCGGUCAAUACGUGUCCUUGGGUUGCUAUAACGAUGCUGUUGCCUCCCGUUCUCUCCAGGGAAAGAAUACUCAGUCCAACGUCAUGAACCUCAAUGACUGCGCUACGUACUGCGCCGGAUACAAGUACUUCGGUACCGAGUAUUCGGCUGAAUGCUUCUGUGGCAAUGAGCUCCUCAACGGAGCUGCUCUGGUCACCGAUGGCCGCUGCAACAUGCUUUGCAAUGGCAAUCAGCAGCAAAUCUGCGGUGGUAGCAAUGGCCUCUCCAUGUACCAGCUGAAUCCCAACGGCACCUCCAGCUCAGUCACUGCCUCCGGCUCGGCUACCCAAUCAGCCACGGCAUCUGGGGCCGCCUCCGGUACCGCUUCCGGUACUGCCUCCGCUUCCGCUUCCAUUUCCGCUUCGGCAACUACCACAACCUCAGCCGCCCCAACCACACCCACCGUCUCCGUCAAAUGCCCCGACAAUAACGGCACCACAUACCUCUCCCUCGACGGCAAGGCCUUCCUCCUCGAGUGCUUCACCGACCACGAAGCCGGCGAUCUGGGACUCGCCUUCGUCGACAGCUAUGCCUUGUGUGCCGAGAAGUGCUCCACCACUGAUCAAUGCGUGGCUUUCGCGUACGUGCCCGGUGGUACUGGUAUCCAGGCUCCGUGCUACAUGAAGAAGUCGGUCGGACGUGGUGUCAAUAACCAGGCUGUCUGGGGAGCUCAGCUCGUUUCUGUGGCUCCUAGCUCGACUGCCACAAGCGCUGCUGCGACGACGAGCACGAUGAGUGUUGCUGAUCCUGCUGGCGUAACUGGUUCGACCGCUACUGGUUCUGCUACCGGCUCUGCCACUGCCUCUGUCACCGGUUCAAGUGCUGCUAGCCCAACGACUGCUUCUGGUGGUGACACUGGCUCAGCUGCUACUUCUGCUACCUCGGCGGCCAGUUCUGGAGCUGCCUCUGCCGUUGUCACUUCUGCUGCUUCUGGUACUUCCGCUGCCUCAGUUGUCGCUUCUGGUUCCGGCUCGGGUGCUGCCUCCGGCGCGGCUUCGACCGCAGUCUCGGGCACUGCUUCUGUCAGCGUUGAUCCCAGCGUUGCUCCCAGUGUUGCUCCCAGUGUUGCUCCCUCGGCCAGCGUUGCUCCCAGUGCCAGCGUUGAUCCCUCGGCCAGUGUUGCUCCUACUGAAAGUGUUGCUCCUACAAACAGCGUGAGCGUUGCUUCCAGCGCUAGUAUAGCUCCCUCUGGAAGUGUUGUUCCAAGCGCAAGCGUGGCUCCGAGUGCCAGCGUUGCUCCCAGUGUGAGCGUCGCUCCUACAAACUCUGUGAGUGCCGCUGCCACGAACAGUGCCAGCGUAGCUCCGAGUGUGAGUGUUGCUCCCACGGAUAGUCCAAGCAUUGCUCCUACGAACUCAGCAAGUGUCGCUCCAAGCGUUGCUCCAGGAUCCAGCUCAUCCACUACUCCUCCUGCGGCUGGCACAACUACCACUGCAGCUGCCGUUACCUCCGCUCCUCCUGUUGCUGGCACAACUACCACAGAUGCCGCGGUUGUCACUACCACGGCUCCAGCUCCAGCCACCACUACCACGGCUGCCGCCACUACUACUACGAAUACCGGGCCUGUUCUCCCCACAAUUCCUACUGUUGUGAACUGGGACUACCAAGGAUGUGCCAGCGACUCCAAUGCAAACUACCCUCUCGCCGGCCUUGAGUUCCAAUCUCAAUGCUACUGCGGCCUCAAGAUCAAGCCUGGCUACAACCUCGGCCAGACUGGUUGCAAUCUCACCUGCGCCGGCGACCCAUCUACACGCUGCGGUGGCCGUGCUCGUCUGGACGUCUUCAGACAAACUAACUACGUGACGCCCCGCCUCGUCAACCCGUCCGUCUUCAACGGACGCAUAGCGACUCCUCAGGGUUGCUUCAAUGACAGCGCCGCCGCUCGUGUCCUCAAAGCGCACUCUUACGCCAACAGCACGAGCAUGACGGUCGAGAUGUGCCAUGAACGCUGCCAGACGAGGGGCUACAGCCUCUUUGGCGUGGAGUUUGCUAAGGAGUGUUACUGCAGCAAUUCGCUGGCAGACGGGGCGCAGGCGGCAGGGGAGCUGUAUGAGUGCAAGAGGUCGUUCUGUGUGGGUGAUAAGACGGAGUUCUGUGGCGGUGGGUCGAAGUUGUUGGUUUAUAAUAUUCAGCCGGCCGGGACUACUCUCCCUAUUAGGAGGAGUACAAAAAGGAUGGAUGGGGGAAUGGUGAAGUUGCCCAAGUUGAGGAAAGAUGAGGAGCCCGAACAUGAGUUGAGUUGGGAUGGUGAAGGUGAAGUUGCCCAAGUUGAGGAAAGAUGA
Messenger RNA from Sordaria macrospora k-hell, 5979 nucleotides. The record is from RefSeq and is a predicted model, not a curated record. NCBI's taxonomy places the organism in Eukaryota, Fungi, Ascomycota, Sordariomycetes, Sordariales, Sordariaceae.